Yamadazyma jaroonii is the source of this 1386-nucleotide messenger RNA. The record is from the annotation of a GenBank genome assembly. NCBI's taxonomy places the organism in Eukaryota, Fungi, Ascomycota, Pichiomycetes, Serinales, Debaryomycetaceae.
AUGAUUAGAAUCACUAGAACUAUCAGGACCUUGGCUCCAAGGUCCUUAAAGUCCUUAAGGUAUUUAUCCCAGUCUAAACCUAUCGCGGCUACCACCCCAAUUCCAGAACUUCACGUUAGUGAUCCUGAGUUCCGUCUUGAUUACGCUGAUGGAAGAGACCUUUCAAAAUUUGGUACCAAACCCAUCUAUUUGGAUUUACAAGCUACCACUCCAACUGAUCCAAGAGUUUUGGAUAAAAUGAUGCAAUUCUACACUGGAUUAUACGGGAAUCCUCAUUCAUCAACCCAUGCCUACGGUUGGGAAACUGAUAAAGAGGUUGAAAAAGCUAGGGAGUACGUAGCUAAUGUAAUUAAAGCCGAUCCAAAGGAAAUCAUUUUUACUUCAGGAGCUACCGAGUCCAAUAAUAUGGUCAUCAAAGGUAUCACAAACUUCUAUAAGAACACAAAGAAACAUGUCAUCACUACUCAAACUGAACAUAAAUGUGUACUUGACUCCUGUAGAUAUAUCCAAGAAAACGGUUGGGAUGUUACCUAUUUACCUGUCAAUUCAGAAGGUUUAAUAAACAUUGAAGAUUUGAAAAACGCCAUCCGUAAAGAUACUAUCUUAGUAUCAGUAAUGGCUGUCAAUAACGAAAUUGGUGUUAUCCAACCCCUCAAAGAAAUCGGAGAUAUUUGUAGAAAAAACAAAAUUUUCUUCCAUACUGAUGCUGCUCAAGCUUAUGGUAAAAUUCCAAUUGAUGUCAAUGAAAUGAAUAUUGAUUUAUUAUCAAUCUCAUCUCACAAGAUUUAUGGACCUAAAGGAAUUGGUGCUUGUUACGUCCGUAGAAGACCAAGAGUCAGAUUAUCACCAAUUAUCAAUGGUGGUGGUCAAGAAAGAGGUUUAAGAUCAGGUACCUUAGCCCCACCUUUAGUUGCAGGAUUUGGUGAAGCUGCUAGAAUCAUGACUGAAGAAAUGGAUUACGAUAAGAAACAUAUCGUCAAAUUAUCAAACAAAUUGAAGAACAGUUUAUUGACCAUUCCUGAAACCUUCUUUAAUGGUCCUGCUGAUGAAUCAAAACAUUAUCCUGGAUGUGUUAACGUUUCAUUUGGUUUCAUUGAAGGGGAAUCCUUGAUUAUGGCUUUAAAAGAUGUUGCUUUAUCUUCAGGUUCAGCUUGUACUUCAGCAUCAUUAGAACCAUCAUACGUUUUACACGCUUUAGGAGCUGAUGAUACCUUAGCUCAUUCUUCCAUCAGAUUUGGUGUUGGAAGAUUUACUACCGAAGAAGAAAUCGAUUAUGUUAUCAAUGUUGUUAAUAAGAGAGUGGAAUUCUUAAGAGAAUUGUCACCAUUAUGGGAAAUGCACCAAGAGGGGAUUGAUUUGAAUAGUAUCGAAUGGACAGGACAUUAG